This is a messenger RNA of Penaeus vannamei (Pacific white shrimp), 1713 nucleotides long. RefSeq names its product two pore potassium channel protein sup-9. Gene Ontology annotation, biological process: potassium ion transmembrane transport; stabilization of membrane potential. Lineage: Eukaryota; Metazoa; Arthropoda; Malacostraca; Decapoda; Penaeidae. The record is from RefSeq and is a predicted model, not a curated record. Gene Ontology annotation, cellular component: plasma membrane. Gene Ontology annotation, molecular function: outward rectifier potassium channel activity; potassium ion leak channel activity.
AAGAGGAACAGCUGAUGGAGGCGGCAGUGGCGACGCGUUUCGACUGAAAAUUUUCUUUUUUACCCUCGCCUUCAUUCUUGUUUGGUGGAUUUCGUGUCGCGUCCUCGUAUAAUACAUCGGGAUUGUCUUGUUUUUAUUUUUGGUUGAUUUAGAAAAAGGAAUAAGGCGGGGUUGUUUUGUUAGAGGAUUGUGAAGUGUGAGAGUGGAUGGUGUCGGUGCAGAGAACAUAGGCUAGGAAAGGGUCUAUGGUGUUGACAUUAUAGUGAUAAAAAGAUUCAAGGUUCAUUUUGUCGAUAUAGAAAAAGAAUAAAACUUUUUGAAAUAAUUCAUUUUAUAUAAGAAGUUAUAAGAAGUGGAUAUAAAAAUAUACUAUCGAGGGAAGUAAAUCUUUAGAAAAAAAUAGUAUUGAGCCUUCACUAGUUGCAAAAGGAGGCUGUUUGAAAAGAAAUAGAUAAAUAGAUCGGCAUAGACAUCUAUUUGCCAAGAGUGCAGAAAAAUAUUCAAAGUGAAGUUCGAAGUGGAAGCCGAGGCCAGAAUGCGGAGGCAGAACGUUCAAACGCUUUCAUUGGUGGUUUGUACAUUUACCUAUUUACUUAUAGGCGCCGCUGUGUUCGAUGCCCUAGAAUCGAAGACGGAGGAACGGCGGUUAAAAUUAAUUAAAAAUAUCCGGGACAACCUGAUGAACAAAUACAACUUGUCGUUCUCGGAAUACAGGCUCAUCGAGACGGUGAUCAUCGAGAACAAACCUCACAAGGCGGGACCCCAGUGGAAGUUCGCCGGGGCGCUGUACUUCGUCACUGUCGUUGUGGCCAUGAUAGGCUACGGGCACUCCACCCCCGCGACGAAUAGUGGGAAGGCCUUUUGUAUAGUGUAUGCUGUGGUGGGGAUUCCCCUCGGUAUGGUGAUGUUCCAGUCCAUUGGUGAACGUUUGAACAAGUUUACGUCCAUCAUCAUCAAGAAGAUGAAGAAGAUGCUCGGAUGCAGCAACACGGAGGCCACGGACGUCAACCAGCUGUGCGUGACCGGCACCCUCUCCUCCAUCGUCAUGACUGUGGGAGCGGCCGUCUUCUCCCACUACGAGAGCUGGAGUUACAUAGACUCGUUUUAUUAUUGUUUUAUCACCCUCACCACCAUUGGCUUCGGGGACUUCGUGGCGUUGCAGAGACGCAACGCCCUCACCAACGAGCCGGGUUACGUCGCUCUCUCCCUGGUCUUCAUCCUCUUCGGCCUCACCGUCGUCGCCGCCUCCAUCAACUUGCUGGUCCUGAGGUUCAUGACUAUGAACACCGAGGACGUCAAAGCGGGGGAGUACGAGAUGCAGGACGCCUCCCAGUCUGUGGUGACCCUCGACGGCGAGCUCAUGGCCAUCAACGGGAAGGUCCUGGCUGGCACUCAGGACGCCGAGGGCCUUGGGGAGCGGAGGCCGUCCUACGCCAGCAUCGCCACCGUCUGCUCCUGCACCUGCUACCCGCGUCCUCAUCACAGUCCUGCGGAUAUUAGGCAUCGGUAUUCGGUCGUCAGGUCGCCCUCUCGGAUUUCGCACCUGCUCGUAGACCAAGCCGGAACGAGCAAAGUGGCACCUCACGAUAACGACCAAUUUCCUCCUCUACUUCACGACUCUUUCAUGGUUGCCAACUACCUCAAGAUGAAGAGGUCGUCCGUGUGAGAAAGAGAGGGAGAGAGAGAGAGAAAGAGAGAGAGAGAGAGGGGGAG